AUGUCGGCAUACGCACCACAAUCCGGCGUACGCUUCAUCGUCUCCCAUGGAGUCUUCCAGCAUGCGUACGACAUCUGCAAUCCCACCGGCCAAGCCGAAUUUCACGUCGAUGUAUCACACUGGACCCCUGGUAAAGCAGACAUGACCUUUCACAAGGGAGCCGACAGCUCCCACCCAAUUAUUGGCAUCGCCGAAUUCCAACACCUCUCCAAAGACGCCGAACUCGGACUCGUCGAUCCAAGCAGACCAGGGGGGAUGGAGCGUAUACCUCUGCCCUGCGAUACAUUCAUGACCGUCCAAUAUGCCUUUCAAGUCAUCUUCCCUGGCGAACACCAUCGUCGCACAUAUACCUGGAAACGAACCCGCUCCCAUGGCUUUGGCUCUCAAGCGCUCAAGUUGGUGGACGAGACAGGCCGAGUGAUUGCGGUGUAUUCGGCUGGCGGGGGGCUCACAUCUCGGACAGGGCAAAUGGACUUGUACGUGAACUAUGGAGAGAAGUUUCAGCUGAUUGCGUUGAUGAGUGGAUUGGCCUUGCAAGAAAAGUUGCACCGGUCAAGAAAACAUGGUGCCGCUGGUGUCGCAGGAGGUUCAGGUGGACUGUUCACUGCUGGAGCUGCUGGAGCUGCUGGAGCGGGGAGCUGA
Messenger RNA from Penicillium diatomitis, 642 nucleotides. RefSeq lists its product as uncharacterized. NCBI's taxonomy places the organism in Eukaryota, Fungi, Ascomycota, Eurotiomycetes, Eurotiales, Aspergillaceae. Bases 1 to 642 code for a protein of 213 amino acids. The transcript has a single exon. The record is from RefSeq and is a predicted model, not a curated record.